Molecule: messenger RNA, 1746 nt
Organism: Oryzias melastigma (Indian medaka)
Lineage: Eukaryota; Metazoa; Chordata; Actinopteri; Beloniformes; Adrianichthyidae
Product: transmembrane protein 179
Exons: 4
Coding region: 1-777 (258 amino acids)
Source: RefSeq, a predicted model, not a curated record
AUGCUGCGCCUCCGCUCAUCCCUGCCUCUACUGCGCAGCCGCAGAUUCUCCAGGACACAGCAAGCCGAGCAGGGAGAGGCAAAAAUGGCCCUCGAUAAUUUGAUUUUCGGCCAGUGCAUCCUCUAUUUCUUAGCCUUCGUGUUCGGUUUCAUCGCCGUCGUGCCUCUGUCAGAAAACACGGAGGACUUUGGAGGGAAAUGUCUGCUCUUCACGCGGGGAAUGUGGCAAAACGAGAACAUCACUGUGUCGAAGCAGCGCUUCAUCGUGGAGGAGUGGGGACCCGAGUCUUCCUGCAGCUUUGUCACUUUCGUCGGGAUUGCGUCCCUCGUCCUGUCUGCAGUGCAGGCGUGGAGGCUGCUGUUCUUCCUGUGCAAAGGACACGACGACUCCAUCUUUAACUCCUUUCUCAACCUGCUGAUCAGCUCCCUGGUGGUGUUCACUGUCUUCCUGUCCAGCACUAUAGUCAGUGUAGGCUUCAAUCUGUGGUGCGACGCCAUUACUGAAGGGGGGACCAUGCCCAGCAGCUGUGAAAACCUGCAGGACACAAACCUAGAACUGGGUCUGGACAACUCUGCUUUUUAUGACCAGUUUGCUAUAGCCCAGUUCGGCCUUUGGGCUUCCUGGCUUACAUGGCUCGGCAUUGCGGUGAUGGCCUUCCUCAAGGUUUACCACAACUACAGGCAGGAGGACCUGCUGGACACCCUGAUCCAUGAGAAGGAGCUGCUGCUCGGCCGCUCGUCCCGCCGCGACUCUGACCUCAAAACUGGCCCCAUCUAGAAACUGCUCAAGAACAUGAAAUCGCCCUCAAGCUUUCACAGUCGUCCUGGCUGCCAUGAGAAACACCAACGUUUGCCUCUUCAGACAAUCACAAUCAAUUGGCUUUUGCUUUAAUUGACGGUGAUUUGAAUUAUUUGGAGGAUCCAAAAUUAUUUUCUCCAGAUUUAUCUGCUAGUGACCUAAUUAUAUCUUUACAGUUUGAUGACAGGUGUGAAUUUUUAAUAUAGUCAUCUACAUAGUUUAAACAAACAUCUGCAUGAAUAUAAUGCAUGGAAAGUUUAUUUUAAAUAUUCUUUUCUACACUUUCCCUUACUUUUAGGAGACGCCUUCCAUCUAAUAAAGCGUGUAUUAUUUGCAUGUUACAGUGAAGUAGAACUAUGUACUUUGUUGGCACAAAAGCUCAAAAUAUUUGGCAGCCAGGUGACAAAAUACUGUCAGUAUUUUUCAGUGAGAUAUCGAACAGAUCUUCCUACCUGAUAAUGUACUCUACUACUGUGACAAACCAUAUGUGUGCAUGCAUCCUUCUCUCUGCUACAUGGCAUAAUCACUGUGAGGCAAGUAAAACUGCUUUAUUGGUAAUUUAUUUAAAACAAGUGAAAAACAUGAAAGAGUAGGAACAGAGAAAGCCCUCCAUCAAGGCACAUCAUUUAAAGAAACGUUUGGACAGCAGUGUGCAAAUACAGAACAGGAUGCAUUAUUGCUGAUGGCGAUUCUGACUGACAGUACGGAGCCUCAAGUAUUUCUUUUUUAUAUAUAUAUUCUGAAUGAAACAGCCACAUAUUGCUUUGAUAUUCAACCAUGAAAUGUCAAACAUUCCUUUAGAGUUCCCUGAACAGAUGGAAACUUUAUUAUUGCUCUUAAGGAGGGAGGUAUGUGAGAUGUGCAUCACUGUGCUCUUCCAUUCCUUUAAUGCAUUUGUGUGGUUGAAUUUUAUUGGCUUUCAUUGAUAAAGGGACUCAUGCAACAACA